AUGUGUGAUGAACAUGACACAUCGGAACAAUACUAUUUACAGAGGUCCACGAAAGUAUUCAAAAGAAAGCCCCUCCUACGACAACAAAAUAACCGCAGUAAAUCUUACAGCAACAAACCUCCAUCUCCGCCUCUUGUUAAUGGGCAUACAAAUUAUUUCGGUCUAACGUUAAAAGGGGAUGGUUGGUAUGAGAAUGGUCAAAAAGAUAAUGACGGAGUAGAAGAAGACAAAAAUUCUAGUCACACGAGCAGAGGUCUUGUAGAUAGUGUUGCACAUGCAGAUUUUUUCUUUGAUGAAGACAACGGUAACAGUGAUAAUGCUGCCGGCGAAAGUAACGGAAGUGAAAACAACAGGGAUAGCAAUUUUGAUAAUGAAGAUAAAAAUGAUGCUGCUGCUGAUGAUGAUGAUUACCCUGUGACCAAAUCAAGCUCGUUACGUGUUGACAGCAUUGCACCAGGGAAAAGCAUUAAAGAUAUUAAAUCAGCUACCGAGGAAAAAUUUUUUAGCCUACCAGUUAACACUGGCUUGGAUGACCAAGUCAGAUCUCAGACAAUCGCUAUUACAGCGGGGGACAACAAUGGUAACACGGCGAGUUAUCCACCAAGCCUAAAACCGAAGACUUCGUCACCAAGAUUAUCUCGAGGAAAUUGGGCGGAAUUAGAUUACCUUUACAAAAGUAGAAUACCAUCUCUAGAGGCGACAGGCAUCAAUCAGAAAUUUCUUGAGCGGCACACGACAGAUCCAAGUCUACAGCAUGUCUCCCAGCCUGGUGAUUUUAAUCUUCCGAAAAAUUCCGCGCCGCUUGCGGAAUGGCCCAUGUGGAGUCUGCCACCUCCUGACGCUUCUGAAACUGGACAUCGAUGGCGUCACUCGAGUGGACUGCAACCUUCCUUUGUGGGUAAUCAAACUGGGGGACAAAGUAACUGGAAUGAUGAGCCACGUGCAUUAAAGUUACCCACAGUAAAAUCGCAUACGCCCAAGGCCACUGCAACAGUCACAGAGUUGCAGCGUAGUGCGGGUGUAACAUCUUGGAGUGUUCCUUCAUACAGCUAUCAAUCAAGUGUGUUGCCUGAAAACUGGCAAGAACGUUUCCUGGAGCCUUCCACACCCAAUUCGUUUACAGAAAACCGAGAACAUGUUCAUCCUGUGACUUCAUCUGAAAUAUCUCCUUUAAGGAGAGAGGAUCAUGAGAGAAAUGGUGCUUUGGCAUUAUCACCUGAGUUCCCGGAUGAUCUCUCACUUGCCGCACUAGAACGCAAGGUGGCGGAGGCAUGCGCAGUAGUUGAAAGGGUUAUGAAAGAACGCGAAGAAAGAACAAAAGCGCAGCGUGAGGCAGCGCAAAAGAAAAGAGAGAUGAGAGAACAAAGAGAAAGAGAGGCAAGAGGAAUGAGAGAAAGAGAAGAAAGAGAAAGGAGAGAAAGAGAAGAAAGAGAAAGGGAAGAGAGAAAAAUGAGAGAAAGACAAGAGAGAGAAAUAAGGGAAAGAGAAAGGAGGGAACCAGUAGAAAAUGAAGACAGGGAUACAAGGUGGUUUGGGAGAGAACGAGCACCGGUUCAAGAGAGCCCGCAAUGGCAGUGCGUGGAUUAUCAGCGACGUUGCCUCGUAAAGUUUCCUUGCUGUGGAAUCUUCUACCCGUGUCACCGCUGUCACAAUACAUCGGGGGCGUGUGAUACUGAUGACAGGAAGGCAAAUAAUGCGACGCAUGUCAAGUGUGGCAUCUGUGGACACGAAGAAGAGGUCAGUGGCUUUGUUCUUACGGUUAUUCCUAUGAAUUGCUUUGCGCAUUCUCGCUGCGCAUAAAUACACGCUUGAUUAUCGCGCACAUGAAAAAUAGCGGCUUUUGCUGUAAGGUUGGAGUUCGCUAGAGGUAAAUAUUCAUUUAUCUCUUAAACGAGUAUGGUCACCUAUCAUUUUUCUUUCCUUUAUUNAAGUUUCCUUGCUGUGGAAUCUUCUACCCGUGUCACCGCUGUCACAAUACAUCGGGGGCGUGUGAUACUGAUGACAGGAAGGCAAAUAAUGCGACGCAUGUCAAGUGUGGCAUCUGUGGACACGAAGAAGAGGUCAGUGGCUUUGUUCUUACGGUUAUUCCUAUGAAUUGCUUUGCGCAUUCUCGCUGCGCAUAAAUACACGCUUGAUUAUCGCGCACAUGAAAAAUAGCGGCUUUUGCUGUAAGGUUGGAGUUCGCUAGAGGUAAAUAUUCAUUUAUCUCUUAAACGAGUAUGGUCACCUAUCAUUUUUCUUUCCUUUAUUAAAUUGAGCGGCAACUUCCUUUCUCUAGGUGUUAGACAAAUUGCGGGGCAGAAAAGAAAACAAUGGUCGGAAACGAGUGUACAGCCGCCCCACUCUCCUCUCCGAGGGGAAGGGGCAGCUGUACACAGGUUACAGAAAACACGGUCAAAUUUUCCUGUACUUGUGAAUAUAGUUAAAGUGAUGUUGUAAGGAAUUUAAGGUGCUGCUGCUCCCAAACGAUAAUUCUAGGUUUUCACUGUCACGCAAUCAAAAAUAAAAUUGUAAACCAUUCAAUACAGAAAGUCCAGAAUCUAGGAAAUAAAAGAAGAUAAAUAUGCAAAAGGCCUCGCCAAGAAUCAGAACUGUGGAUAUCUCAUAUGCGAGAUAUUCGGAAAAACGUUUUACCCAAAUUUAUAAAGCUUUGCAUGGAGUCGCCAUGUUUGUGUCCCUUUGAGGGGCACAAAUAUGGCCGCCGGAAACCAAUAGAAACAUCUGCUUUUGAGUUUUGCUACUAAUGCGUAGCUCCCCUAAAAACGCCUGCGUGGGAGGCUAACUAAUGCGUGAAUUCUUCGCUAGAAAAACUCAUAAAGGAUUAAAGUGAUAUUUACUCGGAGACAAGGAAUGCUUAGAUAGCAAAAUCUCCCAAAAUUGGUAAUGUUUUUAACCCACAUAAAAGCCUUCAAGGCCGCCAGCUAAAUGCCGCGUCACGCAAAAGCCUAGAAAUUCAAACACCCUCUAUCGCAAAACGAAGAACCCUUUCGAACCAAAACUUGUUUAAAUAAAGGUGUUUAGGAGCUGUAAUACCUCAUGAAACUCAGAAUCUCAGAAGAAUCGAUAGUUUCUUAGUUUGAAUUUUGGUGACGUCAUGUGAAAACUGAGAAUUGAACGCUCCUCCCUCCACCACCGUUGUUGUUGUCUUCAUAACAUUAUCAAAAGCCUGGCUAAAUAGACAACUAAUCGGCAAAGUUUGACAAAAUUCUAUUUCAGGGGAAUGACCUUUUAAAAAUAUAGACUUAGUCUGUCACAAUCAAAUCUCAACAGUGAUGAAUACUGCAGAUAUGCUCUUGGAAAGAUCAGGAGGAUAUGAACUUUUGUAAGAGAGCGUAUCACUUAGUGUACAUCUCACAGUGUUUCAUACUCUACUUCAACUUAUUUUAGCACUUGUCAAAACUAACUGUUCCUUUUCUGUCUCUUUCUUUUCUUUUGUAAAAUUUAGAUCAAUGAGGGAAGUCAGCAUUGCAGCAGCUGCGGCGAACAAAUGUCAGCGUAUUUCUGUUUUAUAUGCAAAUAUUUUACCGGGGUGGAAAAGAACCUAUUUCACUGCGAUAAAUGUGGUAUUUGUCGGUAAGUUGUUACUUAGAUGUUCGAUAAUUAGUUAUAACCAAUUUUAAACUAUUCCUUUAGCUCCCUCCUUAAGACGUCGAUUCGGAAAGAACAGAAAAUUUGCCAUCUCUUCUUAAAGAACCCAGGCUAUAUUCUGAAGACAUAAGGGACAGGUUGAGACAAAUUCAGUUUUUCUUCGUGGUUGUGGUUAGUUUUGUAGAGGCGUUGGUUGAUGGUCUGAAAAACCGAAGGACGUGACUGCAUUUUAAAAUAAACGUACUAGCUUUGGUAUUGUGUUGUUGAUAGUUAUUUAAAACUGCUAUCAUCUGGGUUAACGUUAUACGACUUCACUGAGUCACUAGGUGCAUAAUGGGGACAUGUGCAGGCAAAUUUGAUACGAUGGCAUUGAAAAUUAAUGCUUCUCUGCAAAAGAAAAAGUUAGGGCGAUUUGGAGACAAAAGGAUUAUUGGCUCUGUAAGAGUUUCAUUUACUUAAAACUGAAGAAAAUCAAUCAAUCUUUCAGAAGCUUUUUUUGUUUUUUGUCUUGAAUAGUAUCCACAAGGACAAAUCGUUUCACUGUGAUGUUUGCAACGUGUGUCUGGACAAACGGCUUGAAGGGAAACAUAAGUGCAGGCCCGAUUCCGGACACGACGAGUGUUGUAUAUGCUUAGAGGUAAGUGAAGACUGACUAUUUUUCACCAAGAAGACUUGAUUACAUGUACAUCCGCGACAGUUAUGCAUCUCUUUUUUUCGAAUAGUCAAACUCGUAUUGUUGCUAAACUUGCAUGAAGUUGACAAGGGAGGUGGAAAUAAAUGACCUCUGGGGACUAAGUCCUGUUUUGUUGAUAUGGUGGAACACCAGUGAUGUUCCACUGCAUCAAGCUUUAGAUUUUUCACUUGUCCCUCGGGGACGGAGAAAUGUGCAAUGGUUAAUACAUUAUAAAAUUCCCCCUUUUGAUUUGUAUCCCGCCGGUGCUGACAGUUGCACAAUAAUUGACGGCUUAAUCUCGACUACAAAUAAAACGUUUCUUUCUGAGUACCAAACUUUUAUACGCUUCUAACGUAACAGAUAGUUUUGACAAACCCAGUUUGCACAGUAAAGUGUGCUGCCAUAUUUAUAGUACAUGCGUUUUGUUCACUGAGAGCAAGCUAGGUGAAACGGGACGACGCAUGUUUACGUUGUAAUUAAAUCAACUUUGUGUAUUCUUCACAGGAUGCGUUCAGCGGUUGUCAGAUCCUGCCAUGCUCGCACAAGGUCCAUAAGGAGUGUGCCAUUGCUAUGAUUCAGAACGGAGUGUAA
Porites evermanni is the source of this 4852-nucleotide messenger RNA. Lineage: Eukaryota; Metazoa; Cnidaria; Anthozoa; Scleractinia; Poritidae. The record is from the annotation of a GenBank genome assembly.